AUUCCAUCUUUCCUAUCUUCUAAGAACCCAUCUUACAAGUGAGUUCUUAGCUAUUCCGUGUUUCUUCAAACAUGUGUUCUUUCAUACUCUACCUUUUAGCCUUAUGUUCACUUUCUAUAAUAUCCAUCGUUGAAGCAAGUAAAACCCUAGGUAGCUUCAACAUCGACCUAAUUCAUCGUGACUCAUCAUUGUCACCUUUUUAUAAUUCUUCAAUGACCCCAUCAAAUCUCUUAAAAAAUGCUGCCUUGCGUUCCAUUUCUCGAUCCAACCUAGUUGAUCACCUCCUUGUGGAUGAAAAAGAGUCAACCGAAACAAUUAUAAUUCCAAAUCAUGGUGAUUAUCUCAUGAAAAUUUAUAUUGGUACCCCUCCUGUGGAAAGGCUUGCAAUUGCUGACACAGGAAGUGAUCUUAUUUGGGUGCAAUGUGCGCCUUGUCAGAAAUGUUUUUCUCAAGACACUUCCUUGUUUGAUCCAAACAAGUCCUCCACUUUCACGACUGUGUCAUGCAACUCAAAACCUUGCACACUACUCCCUAGUCGCCAACGUGGUUGUGGAAAUUCAGGACAGUGCGAGUAUUUCUAUCAAUAUGGUGACAAAUCAUUCACCAAAGGAAACUUGGGUGUUGAUGCCAUUAAUUUUGAUGGUGGCCAAGGUGUUAAAUUUCCCAAGUCUAUUUUUGGCUGCGGAACUUACAAUGCUUUCACAAUUGAUACAGACGGAAAAAUCACAGGACUAGUAGGUCUUGGAGCAGGUCCAUUAUCACUAGUUUCACAACUAGGUGAUCAAAUUGGUAAUAAAUUCUCCUAUUGUUUGUUACCUUUUGAUUCACCCUCCACAAGCAAAUUGAUAUUUGGGGAAGAUGCAAUAAUAAAAGGGGAUGGGGUUGUGUCCACUCCCCUAAUUACCAAACCUUCUUCUCCUACCUUUUACUUCCUCAAUCUAGAAAGCAUCGUUGUUGGACAAAAGAAGGUGCAAACUGGUGACACCGAUGGCAACAUAAUAAUCGAUUCUGGGACAACUUUGACGUUGCUUAAACCAACUUUAUACAAUGAGUUUGAGACUUUGGUAAAAGAAGUCAUUGAGGAAGAGCAAAAUCCUCCAAGCCCUUACAACCUUUGUUUUGGAUAUAAGGAUGCUAUGAAUUUCCCUGAUAUUGUGUUUCAGUUUACAGGAGCUAACGUUUCCCUAAGACCCAAAAACAUGCUUUUGAAGUUGGACACCAACUUGUUUUGCUUAGCAAUUGUGCCCAGUAAUCAACAAGGGCUUUCCAUCUUUGGGAACGUGGCGCAGUUUGAUUUUCAAGUAGAGUAUGAUCUUGAAGGAAAAAAAGUUUCGUUCGCUCCUACUGAUUGUACCAAGUUAGGUUAACCUUAUCGUUUGUUUCAUAAAGGUUUCAUGAUAAACCUUAUCGUUUGAUUGAUAAUUAAAAAGCUUUUAAUAGUGUUAUUGUACUAAAAAAAUAAAAAGUUUUGAUGUUUCUUAUGCAA
Messenger RNA from Cajanus cajan (pigeon pea), 1486 nucleotides. Its product is annotated as aspartic proteinase CDR1. Gene Ontology annotation, molecular function: aspartic-type endopeptidase activity. NCBI's taxonomy places the organism in Eukaryota, Viridiplantae, Streptophyta, Magnoliopsida, Fabales, Fabaceae. Gene Ontology annotation, cellular component: extracellular region. The record is from RefSeq and is a predicted model, not a curated record. Gene Ontology annotation, biological process: proteolysis.